AUGAGGAAAAAUGGUGUUGUAUGGGCGAUUUCAAUGCUAUCAGCAGUCAAGCAGAAAAUCGUGGAGGUAGGCCUAUUGAUGAGCACCAGGCCUAUCUCUUCAAUAGUUUCAUCCAACAUUGUAACCUCAUGGAAGUUGAAAUUCAAGGAGGAGCUUUCUCUUGGUCCAAUAAUAGAACAGAGGAGGAUAACAUUCAAGAGAGGCUUGAUAAGAUACUUGCAACAGUGGAAUGGAGUGAUUUUUUUCAACAAUGCACAAGGCUGGUAUGAACCGAAUAUUGCUUCGGACCAUAAUCCCGUCUUUCUUUCGCUUGAUAAGAUAAAAGGCAGCAAGAAAAGGGAUUUCAGGUUUGAGUCUAAAUGGUUACUUGAUGAUGAUUGCCCAGGUGUUGUUGAGGAAGGCUGGACAGAACCUGUCAACGGAUCCAGAAUGUUUAAACUUGCAAGGAAACUCACAGCCACUAGAAACAAGCUUAAAAAAUGGAGCAAGGAGAAAUUUAAGAAUCCAAGGUUGGCUAUUGAAGCAAUGAAGAAAAGAAUCCAAGCAAUUCAAGCACUCCCUGUCACUGACUCUUUAAAAGAGGAAGCCAUUGCAACGGGUCAUUGGCAAGGUUUUCGCAUCAACAGAAGAUGUCCUCUCCUUUCGCAUCUUUUGUUCGCAGAUGAUUGCAUCUUAUUCUCUGCUGCUGAUCAGAAAAAUUGUGAUGUUAUCAUGGAUAUCUUGGAUAAAUUCAAAAACGCCACAGGUCAGAUGGUUAACUUCUCAAAAUCUGCAGUUUACUUCUCUUCUAAUGUUAAUGGAACUUGUAGGCGUGAUUUGAGAAAUAAAUUGUCAGUCCAAGAUAUGGCCCAUGACAAGCUUGCAAAAACAUCAUCUCGACAAGAGAGAACUUGGUUAGGAGACGUCAUGGCAGGGACUCUAGUUGCUUACGUUGUGGAGAGGAAGUUGAGUCUCUCGAGCACAUCAUGUUCUUCUGCCCGUUUGCUCAGGCUACUUGGAAACUCUCUCACUUUAGCUAUUCACCGAGGAGGGAAGGCUUUACGAGCUUUCAGAACUGGUGGGAUAAGGUGGCCUGCACUUUUGCGGACUUCGGGUCCUUUAGCUCCAUUAGUCUCAUCAGUUAUUUGUGUUGGAAUAUUUGGAAGGCAAGGAACGCUUUUCUUUUUGAAGGACAAAGUGCCCUCAACAGAUGUCAAGCUUUGGAAGUACUCCAUGGCAGCCCCCUCGAAUGACUCUAUUAAGAUUAAUUGUGAUGCAGCUUUCGACAAGGCGACGGGAGAGACAGGUUUAGCAGCGGUCUGUCGAGACCAUACUGGAGCCAUUGUUGAUGGAAUUUCUUGCGUUGCUUUUGCGGAUUCAGUGGAUGUUGCUGAAGCCCUCGCUGUUAGAAUGCUUGUAAAUUAG
This is a messenger RNA of Corchorus olitorius, 1404 nucleotides long. The record is from the annotation of a GenBank genome assembly. NCBI's taxonomy places the organism in Eukaryota, Viridiplantae, Streptophyta, Magnoliopsida, Malvales, Malvaceae.